Monopterus albus (swamp eel) is the source of this 7245-nucleotide messenger RNA. RefSeq names its product UDP-N-acetyl-alpha-D-galactosamine:polypeptide N-acetylgalactosaminyltransferase 10 (GalNAc-T10) (gene galnt10). Gene Ontology annotation, cellular component: Golgi apparatus. NCBI's taxonomy places the organism in Eukaryota, Metazoa, Chordata, Actinopteri, Synbranchiformes, Synbranchidae. The transcript is spliced from 12 exons. The record is from RefSeq and is a predicted model, not a curated record. Gene Ontology annotation, biological process: protein O-linked glycosylation. Gene Ontology annotation, molecular function: polypeptide N-acetylgalactosaminyltransferase activity. Bases 610 to 2427 code for a protein of 605 amino acids.
UUGUACUUUUUUUACUCCUUUUGGAUCUUUUCUGUCUUUUUAAUGUGGUUCUGUAUCUCUUUGUAGUUGGUUUCCACCUAUUUUUCUUAUUUUGUGCUUUUUGUAGUUGUUUUGUAAACAUUUGAUUUAACUUUUAACAGAAAGCAGGUUUAUACUGUCCCACAGUAAUUAAAAACAACAAAUUUUUAUAUGCAUGCUGGCACGUUUGCUCAAAAGUCCAUAAGUGGUUGCUUCCAGAAAAUGCGUGAUUUUGUUUCCGAGGUGCGUUUGAAGGCAUCAUAGGUCGUUUAUGGGUCAGCGAACUUUUCAGGACUUCGUCUAUUUCCCCCUUGUAUCUUGAGCAGGUUAUUAUUACCAAAAUGAAAACAUUCAGUAUAUUUGACGGAAUUCUUUCAUUGCAUUCACUUUAAAAAACUAAAGUUAUCUGGUGGCUGAGCCCCCACUCUGUUCCGUGGUUCGCUCCCCCUAGCGGCAGAGUUGGCCGCCGUGAGCGUCACAGCGCCGGUGUCGUCCUCCAGUCAGAGUGAAAGUUAGCUCCGCUAGGGAACAGCAGGGGUUCGGGACUUGCUAGUUUCCACCGCCGCUGCUUCAACGCUUUCUCCUGGAGACAUGAGGCGGAAAGAGAAGAGGCUCCUGCAGUUGGCCGGGCUGUUCAUAGCGGCCAUUCUUUUCUUCCCAAACGUCGGGCUGUGGUCUUUGUACAAGGACCGAGUGUUCGACAACUCGCUUGACACGGCGGAGCGUCCUAACGGCAUCCACGCGAUACAGGGGGUUAACAGGGUGGGAAAGGACGCUCAUGUGGGAAGUGAUGGUGUACGGAGGAAGGACUGGCACGACUACGACGCAAUCAAAAGAGACUCCUCUCGAUCUGGUAAUGGCGAACAGGGGAAGGCGUUCCCCCUGACAGAUGCUGACCGGGUCGACCAGGCCUACAGGGAGAACGGCUUCAACAUUUACGUCAGUGAUCGAAUCUCCCUCAACCGCUCCCUCCCUGAUAUCCGCCAUCCGAACUGUAAACACAAGCUGUAUGCAGAGAAGCUGCCCAACACCAGCAUCAUCAUCCCAUUCCACAACGAGGGCUGGUCGUCGCUGCUGAGGACUGUGCACAGUGUGCUCAACCGCUCUCCCCCGCAGCUCAUCGCAGAACUCAUCCUGGUGGACGACUUCAGCGACAAAGAGCACCUGAAGGUGGCACUAGAGGAGUACAUGGCGCGGUUGCCAAAAGUUCGCAUCUUGAGGACUAAGAAGAGGGAGGGGCUGAUCAGGACGCGCCUGCUGGGAGCUGACGCCGCUAAAGGAGAAGUCAUCACCUUCCUGGACUCCCACUGUGAGUCCAACGUCAACUGGCUGCCUCCGCUGCUGGAUCGAAUCGCCCAGAACAGGAAGACCAUUGUGUGCCCGAUGAUCGACGUGAUCGAUCAUGACAACUUUGGUUAUGAGACACAGGCAGGGGACGCCAUGCGAGGGGCGUUUGACUGGGAAAUGUACUACAAACGAAUCCCCAUCCCUUCGGAGCUGCAGAAGGAUGACCCCAGUGAACCCUUUGAGUCACCGGUGAUGGCAGGUGGCCUGUUUGCUGUGGACAGGAAGUGGUUCUGGGAGCUGGGAGGAUACGACACGGGUCUGGAGAUCUGGGGAGGAGAGCAGUACGAGAUCUCCUUUAAGGUGUGGAUGUGUGGCGGUCGGAUGGAGGACAUCCCUUGCUCCAGGGUAGGACACAUCUACAGGAAGUAUGUCCCCUACAAAGUUCCUGGUGGGGUCAGCUUGGCCAGGAACCUGAAGCGUGUGGCAGAGGUGUGGAUGGACGAAUACGCUGAAUACGUCUACCAGCGUCGGCCCGAGUACCGCCACCUGUCGGCAGGAGACAUGACUGCGCAGAAGGAGCUGAGGAACGGGCUCGGCUGCAAAAGCUUCAAGUGGUUCAUGAGUGAGGUGGCCUGGGAUCUGCCAAAACACUACCCACCAGUGGAGCCUCCUGCUGCUGCGUGGGGAGAGAUUCGUAACGUGGGCAGCAACAUGUGCAUGGAGAGUAAACACUUUGUGUCAGGGAGCCCCAUCCGACUGGAGAGCUGUGUGAAGGGACGGGGCGAGGUGAGCUGGAGCCAUGGACAGGUGUUCACAUUUGGCUGGAGGGAGGACAUCCGGGUGGGCGACCCCAUGCACACUAAAAAAGUUUGCUUUGACGCCAUCUCCCACAGCAGCCCCGUCACCCUGUAUGACUGUCACGGCAUGAAGGGCAACCAGCUGUGGCGCUACAGAGAGGAUAAGAGCUUGUACCACCUGGUCAGUAACAGCUGCAUCGACAGUAGCGCGAGCGAGCGGCGAAUCUUCAUGAACACGUGUGACCCCUCCUCUCCCAGCCAGCAGUGGCUGUUUGAGAGAACCAACUCCACCGUACUGGAGCACUUCAACCGGGGCACCAACUGAGGCCCCGUGGCAUCUAAGAGAAAAGACUCCUGAUGCACACAGACGUGCAUCUGCCGCUGCUGCGAAAUGGGGUUUUCCCCUGGUUCCACGUUUACCUGUCGCCAGCGAGACAGCUGUUUCUGUCUGGGGUGCUCAGAGUGAGGCAGGAUGGGAUACGGUGGGGGGAGUUGGUGAAACAUAUCCUUGAGAGGAAAGACUGAUGGAUGGGUUUGUGUUUCAGAGUGACUGUGUGAGAUGUAUUUGUUCUGUCACUGCAGUGUGUGGCAGCGGGUCUGUCUACUUCCUGAUGUUGAUUGGUUAUUUGAUUGAUUUUCAUUCCUUUUGUCUAUUUCAAAUUUUCUCUGCCCCUAUCUGUCGACUUUCAUUCCCACAGUACUCCCUGGUACAGUUUCUCUCUCUGUCUACCUCCAUCUUCUGUCUCCACCUCCCCCUCCUGUUUCUCCUGGUCUGCUUCUGCCUGUACAUCCGUCUCUUUCUGCCUGCAUGACUGCAUCUUUGGCCACCUUCUCCAUUCUCCUUCUCAGAUCGCCUUAUGUUUCUCCAGCUCUGACAGCCUCCCUGGGGGGACUCCAACUGAGCCAAGUCAUCCUGACGCUUGGGUGAAGUCAGGCGGAACCACUCUGAAAAUCACCUGGUGAAUUGAUUUUCCUUUACAACCUUCAUCCAGCCUCUGUUCCCUCCCUCAUUUUCCCCUUGCUCAUGUCUCUCAGCCCCAGUGGGCUUGUAGUCUCCUGGUUCCUUCUCCUCCUCUCUGUGGUCGAUGUGGUCAGAGGUGCUGUGAAUUUACCAGGUGGAAGGUGACAAAGUGUGAAGGAAGGAGACAACCACUUUUUGCAUGCUCCUUGCUCCCUUUCCUGCCAUUUCUCUCCUUUCUUCGCUGCAUUUAGUGAUGACUUGUUCGCUGGUUUGUCACUGUGCUGUGUUCUUCUAUUUGUCAGAGAUGAGUGUUCCUAAUGCCAGGGUCUGUGCAGUCCAGCUUCUACUGGCUAAGGGUUUUUGUUGUUAUGGUAGUUGUGGUGGGGGCAGAAGCAGCUGCCACACCUCUGAGUCUCCCCCUGCUUUCUGUACACCCUUUGCUGCUUCCCAAUCAGUUUCUGGCCACAGAUGGCCGAGCGUGGGGUCACAUCACGAUGUGGAGCAGCGGGCAGGACAACAGACUGACGCCUGCUGGCCUUACUGCCUGCCUGGCUGGGUGACUGGUUGACUUCCUCUGUGACUGGCAGGGCAGCUGAAUCACAGCAGAGCCGCCUUAUUGACCGGGUGCCGAGCUGACACAUCACUUUAGUGUAUAGUGUGAGCAGGAGGAGAGAGCAGGGACAGGCUCGCUGCGGUAGCUCUGGGGCUGAGAUGAAGGUGGGGGUUUUAAAAGCAUUAAGCACUUGUGUAAUGAUAAACUUGAAUGAAAUCUUAGUGCCUUUUGGGAGAGGACUAGAUGUCAGAGUGUGUAUUUGCAGAAAGUGUGUGUGGUCCAGAAUGUCCAGAGGAGCGUAGGGAACAAUUCAGGAAGUGAUUGGAAAAACGGGGAAUAUUUUUUCCAACAGUGGAUUCUCUGUAGUCUCAUUUGGAAUCGAACGCGAUAUGACCUGGACACUGAAGGCAGCGCUGACUUUGUGACUCAUGCAUGACCUUCUGAAGCAACACACAGAACUGCUGGCUGUGAACAGAGAUAACCAGAUUUUGUCCACCAUAUGCUCUCCUGACCUUUUCCCACCUGUUCAAUCCAAAGUGUUUUUAUGGGAAUUUUUUAAAUCUUUUGUUUCGAUCCUGUGAUUCAGCUGACGAUUUAGUUUGAACUACUGUUUAACAUGAUGUUCUGGUCUGUCGCCUGCACCCACUCUCUGAUCUGGUUUUGUGAAGCAGAACAGUGUACAGUGUCAUUUUCAUCAUCCGAUCCAGGUGUUAUGUUCUGGUGGAGCUUAAUAUUCAGUUGCAGACUAAAACAAAAGGUUGUUUGCACUGAGUACCUUUGAGCAUGCAGACUGAGACCUUUCCAGAUGUUCUACACGAACAUGUAACAGCAGGAAACAGAUGUGUUGUCAGAAAAUCUGGAUUGUACAGUUUAUCAUUAUCACUUUAAACCUCCAUGUGUUGAGGCCGAACUAUCGCUGUUCAUCACUGAUAAACAGUUCCAGACUUUGCUUCAUAACCCUGAGUUGUUCCCACAUGUGGAGAUCAGAGAUGGCAAACAGCAGCACUGUUGCUGUGGCAAUGUUUUUGUUCUGCUGUUUCUAACUGUUGACUACAAGGACUUUCCAGCAUAGUCGAAUAAUAAUUUACCCUUAAGACUCAAUAUUUUGGCUACCAUGAGACUAUUGAACACUGAAAAUGGAAAAUGCUACGUGAUACUAUCUUAUCAUGUGUGUCCAAACAUCACAACCAUCAGUUAAAAAUGUAUCAAAAAUAGAAAUGUGUAUUAUUAUAAAAACAAAUCCACUGCUUAUUUGAAGAAGGAAUCCACUGGAAACCCCUCCAAGCAAGACUCAGUGCAUGCUGGUCUAGUGGGUUUAUGGCUGGUACUAGUGGGUUUAUGGCUGGUACAGGCCUAAUCUCAACAAAAUGCACUUUCAGAUUAAAAGCUAGAAACUUUUGUCUUUUUCACACAGUUUCCCUGUGUUUUACAUACAUCGACUGCACUCAGAGCAGAGAGCUUUAAAUUUAGUUUAGGUUUCUUUGUGUCAUUUUCCUCCUGACCUUCAAGCUACACACCUGGACAACAUUGACACACUGUUGGAGGCGCCUGCUGCCUCACAUUCACUGUGUUAGCCAGGUCUCCAUACAGGACCAAACACACAUCUGACCUUUGUGUACACCCUGACUCAAGGCUUCUUCUUUUCUUUGACACAAUCACGGUGAUGGUGUUUUAAAAGCAAUUCCCGUUUGAAUCAGUAGUGUGAUCUGGGCUGUUCAGUCAUGUGAAGGACUGUUAAAUAUGACUUGUGGGUAAAGUUGUGUAGAGGGAUACACGAGGCAACUUUCUGGGCUGAAAUGAGACACUGGUUCAAAUGUAAAUAGCUUUGGUUGAGAGAUGAAGUCUCUCUUCCUGUUUUUAUUUUGCCAUGUCCCUCCUGCAGAACAGUUUGGAAACAUCUGGUUGGCCCUAACUCACUGAACUCAGCAUUUGAGCCGCUCUUAAACCUGCAAGUUUAGUUUUAUGACACUUUGACUAUUUGCUUCAGUCUGUGCUGAGUCUGACUUCAGCAGUACUCAGCUGUUUUCACAAAAUAAAGUCUGGUAAUAGCAACAGUAACUUUACUCCAACAGGUGACAGUGUCAAGGCUGUGCCUGCCAGCUUGUCGUAAAGUGAACAAAAAAAAAAAUCAUUAGUUCAGCUUUAAGCACUAGCUGACUAAGGUGUAGCAGUACCUACUUUUGGCUGAGCUCACUAUCUGCAGACUUUGUGACCAUACUGUUAGUGUGUUAAUCCCCCAACUCUCACGUCCUCGGGCUGGUUUUCAGUCAGUGCAGCUGUCUCUGUUUGAAUUCACCCAUGGGCAGAGCCAAGGGGUGCCAGAGUCGAAGUCUGAUGCUUGUCAGUGCUAAUUAAAGAAGAAUGAAAAUGCCUUAAAUAUAACUAACAUUUUUCUGGUGCUUUGUAAUUGAUAUUGAUCAAAUUAGUUUGAUUUUGUAUCCGGCAUGGAGCAUGAUAUUUGCAUUCAUGUCUCAGAUUGCAUUGAUGUGGGGUACAUAGUUUGAUUUGCCUUGGUGGAGGGGGGACCACUGUGCAUCAGCGAUGUCCCUGGCCAGGAGUGAGAAAGAAGCGCAGCCAAAGUUAACUAAAGAAAGCACUACUGCAUGUGUCUCAUUUUAACACAAAACAAAAAAUUUGAUUAGCAUUAUUAUUCCAUAGAAUUAGGGAUUUAAUUUACUUUUACAUGUGUCUCAAAUGUGCCACCCCUCUCUGACUCUGUGCCCCAGCCUGGCCAACCCUGUCCAAAAUUUUCUAGAUCUGCCCCUGAAUUCAGUAGUGCAGAUGAUGAUAACUGUUCUGUGGGAUGGGACCAUGGGAUCUGGAGCAAACUAGAUGAUGUCAUAGUGUUUUUAAACCUCUGUGCCUUUACACAAAAUCCAUCUUCUGAGCAACGAUGUACAGGAUCAUUCAUUGAGCUUUAGAAAAGAGAGAAAUCUAUUUUCAUUGCAGAAAUGGAACUUUAAUGAGCUCUCUGCAGAAAUUGCCCUUAGCUAUUGAGCAAGAUGUUGCUAACUGUAUCCCCUGAAGUAAAGUCUGAAUUGAACUGAAUAAGCCUGUGAUGAUUUUUCUUUUUCUCAGAGUACAUUGUACUUUUGCAUUGCAUGUUUUUAUUACAUCAAACUGUAACUGGGGUCUAGCGUCAUGGCGACAGUUUACAUUUGCUCUGUCCUGGCUUUCUCCACUGUGGUGCAGUAUUAAAAUCCCCUCAUUACUAAAUUGAUAUCUCCUAAAUACCACAGUGUCCUAAACUAUAGUCUAAGUGUGCAAAAUCCAUAAUACUUUUCCACAGUGAAUGGGAUAAAUGUGUUGCGUUUCAUCGUGAUUUCAAAAUCCUUUUGUUUGUAACAAUUUUCCCCCAUGAUGUAUUUAUUGUUCGUACUAACAUUUCCUGAGCAAUGUAAAGAAAUCUUAUUUUAUAAGAGCAAAGGUUUUUAAUGUCAGCAGCCAGCAUCGGCCAGUCACACUAUGGUGUGUACGUGUGUGCAAAGUGUACAUUUUGUAUCUCAUAAAAUAUUUUUUUCUACUGACAUUGCAACUGUAAAAGUGUAUUUAGAUAUUUAACAGACUACAAUUAAACUGGAAUUGUAUGAUAUUUUUGCUGGCAACUGUAAAAUAAAAAGGUUUCUAUA